Dendronephthya gigantea is the source of this 2528-nucleotide messenger RNA. Its product is annotated as collagen type IV alpha-3-binding protein-like. Gene Ontology annotation, biological process: ER to Golgi ceramide transport. The record is from RefSeq and is a predicted model, not a curated record. Gene Ontology annotation, molecular function: phosphatidylinositol-4-phosphate binding. Gene Ontology annotation, cellular component: Golgi apparatus. NCBI's taxonomy places the organism in Eukaryota, Metazoa, Cnidaria, Anthozoa, Malacalcyonacea, Nephtheidae.
UUGCUCGGUUGGCAAUUUAAAGACCAAGAUGGCGAUCGGCAGUCGCGGUCGAUUUGCUGUCGCACUCGAGUUGUUUAACCCAAAUAUUUGAACUUGUUCUAGCUUUUUCGCUCUAAAGACCAUCCCUGGGCCAGCCAUAAGCUUGAAGCUGCAUUAAUAAACAGUUGUUUAAAAAAUGUCGGACGAACAUAGCCUUAGUAUAACUGAUGAAGAUGAAGGUUGGCGAGACGAAAAGGGGCGACUUGUCGAAAAGGAAGGAUAUUUGUCAAAGUGGACAAACUACAUACACGGCUGGCAGGAUAGAUACGUCGUGCUACAGAACGGCACUAUUGCCUAUUUCAAGUGUGAAUCUGACAGGGAACUUGGUUGCCGUGGUUCACUGAGCCUGGGAAAAGCCGUCAUAGAGGCUAAUGAAUUUGACGAGUGUCGGUUUGAUGUCCGAGUCAACGACUCUGUGUAUUAUUUGCGAACUUCUGAACCCGAAGAUAGACAAUCAUGGAUUGAUACUUUGGAGGCUGUAAAAGCAUCAGACUCUGGUUAUGGAUCUGAGACGAGUCUUCGAAAGAAUGCAUCCAUGUUGUCUUUGUCGUCGGCACAGAGUUUGACAUUAUCCUCAACGUCAUCAUCAUCUUUUAAGAAGGGUCGUAGUCUUCGAGAGAAAUUGAUGGAGAUGGAAACAUUUCGGGAUAUUUUAUGCCGUCAAGUGGAUACCUUACAGAUGUAUUUUGAUAGCUGUGCUGAAAAUGAAGCUGGAAACUCCGUACACGACCAUGCGGAUCUUGGAAUGAAUGACGAUAUGUUUGAAGAUGAGCAAUUAGCUGACCAUGAUGCGGAUGAUGAGAUGGAUGAACUGUCUUCAACUCCAACGCCAUCCACUCUUUUGAACCUCAAGAAACGAUCCUUGUCGGACGGUGGCUCAAACAAGAUGUUAAACAAAUACGCUAUCGACUUUAAAGGUGAAGCAAUCACAUUCAAGGCGACCACGUCAGGAAUAUUGGCCACCAUGUCUCAUUGCAUCGACCUUCUGAGCAAAAAAGAGGAACACUGGAAACGCAAAUAUGAGAAGGAGUUGGAAAGACGUAAAAAAAUCGAGGAACAAUACAGAAAAUGUUUACUUGAUGCAAAGAAGAAAUCGUUUGUUAGCGGACCAGAUUUCGUGGAAGGUCCUCACAUGAUGCUGAAUGAAGAAGAGUUUUACGAUGCAGUUGAGACAGCUUUGGACAAACACGAUGAAGAAGAUGACGAUAAAGACGAUCGGGAUGGUAUCCGUAAUUGUAAGAUGUUGGUGGAGAAGGAAGGCUCAGAAGUUGAUGAACAUCGAUUUUCCAAAGAGGUCAAUUCACACGUAUCUGAUAGUCUACAGUAUAUCCAAGAGGAUGUAGACGGGAACUGGACGCUGGUGUAUGAAGAUGGGGAGAUGUUGGUACAUCGUCGUGAUUACGAGGAAGGUGGUGUUGUCUGUGACCCGCUCAAGGCAACACACACUGUACAAGGAGUUACCGGAAGAGAAAUGGCGCACUAUUUCUUCGACAAAGACGUGAGAAUGGAUUGGGACAGUACCUUGGAGACGUGCAAAGUUAUUGAGACAUUCUCACCAAACACAAUGAUAUUCCAUCAAGUGUACAAGCGCGUAUGGCCGUCAUCACAGAGAGAAACAUUAUUCAUGUCGCAUAUUCGCGAGAUUCCGAGCUCCGACGUCUCGUUAGAACGCUUAGAAUACGAAAUUGGGAAUCCCUGGUUAUCCAUAAACUACUCCAUUGAUCACCCUGAUGUACCGGUGAACAAAUUCGUUCGGGCGACCUGUGACGUGGCGUUCUUCUGUCAAACGAUGAUCGCACCCCGUACUGAAGGGGAACCCCUCACGAGGGAACACGUGUCGUGUAAAAUCACAUACAGUUGUACAGUAAAUCCCGGCGGCUGGGCUCCGCCGUCCGUUGUCCGCGCCGUCUCGAAACGAGAAUGUCCGAAGUUCCUCCGAAAGAUCGGCAGCUUCUGCCAGACGGUAUUCCAAGAGAAAGAGAUCGUAUUAUAAUACCACGUUUCGCUUCUUCGCCUAGUAAUAUACAUUCUAAUCAAAUUUGUGCUUAACGUGCGGUCAAAAAUAUGCCGUCUAGUAGAAAGAUGCAUUUCUACUUUUCUAUUGAUUCAUGGUGAACGGUGAUAUAAUUGAUAUGUGACCAGGUACUCAACACGUAAAAGUUGGUGAUUUUCUUGGUUUUCAAUUCUCUGCCUGAAAUCCAAGAAAACCUGAAUGUAGAACCGAGGAAAAAUAGCCUGGCCUUCCGAAGCGUAGUGCAUUUCGUUGUUUCCUGAGCGCACUGGUAGAAAUUGUGUGCUUAAUACAAACGAAAUGCCCUACAUUUAAAUAGGUCCAAGAGGCGACUAAAAUUACACAGAUUUAUAACGUAUAUGCGACUCUAUCUAAACACAGAAUCGAAAUACAUUAAUACAAUGACGGCCACAAUUCUGUACGUAGAAAUUAUGAUUAAUAUGAGAUGAAGAAAUUUGCAUAAAAUUUCGUCCGUAGU